AUGACUCCCCAUUAUCGUCUCCCCGACGCAUCACAGUCCACCUCGAGGAUAGUGGCACCUCACCCUCCUCUCUAGGUCUGCAGUGGCGGCCUCUACCUGUUCACUCAAAUCACCAGUUCAUGUAGAUGCCAUUCAUGCCCUCAUGACCCCCUAUGACAACUCCGGAUGUCUAUCGAGAUGCGGAAUACAUCGCUGACGUAUCCGGCAUCCCGUAUGGAAGCGUCGCGGACCUCACUGGGCCGCAGUCUGGUGAUGAUGGCCGCUUCAAGAAACUGCAGUCGGCAGCGAAGGUCGCGUUUAUCGAUCGGUUGCUCCGCGAUCUCGAUAUCUUGAUUUACUGCCAGCUAUCUGCACUGUAUUACAUGGAUUGCUCAAUCAUACUGUUUGCGAUCCGUGCUAUUGUGCAGCUGAUAUUCUUCACUCCCAAGGCACCUCCAUUUGACCCGACGCGGAAUCAACCAUUUAUCGGGGCUAUCUUCGCCAGUAAUGUAUUCUGUAUGAUCCACCACAAGUUUUUCGAUCAACCGGAGGCUGGAGAAGCAACGAGAGGCUAUCUGCAUGGGGGAUUGUUGAUAGAUUUUAUUGGACAAAAGGCUCCCGUCUCGGUAGCCCGGCUUCUAAUGUCGGACCUGCUCGUGCUGUUCCUCGACCUGGUGAUGCUAGGUCUGAUUGUUGAACGGGUGAAGAUGACUGAAGUGACUGCUCCCCUGUCCACUAUACCGGGUGUAAUAGAGACACCCAGCGAUCAGGAUCAUGAUUCCGAGGAGCGCGGUGUUCUUCGAAACAACUCGGCUCAGCCUGGCGAUGACAUAGAGCUUAAUGAGAUGCGUCCACCCGAUGAGCAUACGGAUAACAGUACGGACGAGCAGUUGGAGCGAACGGAGCUACUGGCGGAUCCUUCAGAAAGCGGGCGUGUAUCUGGCGCUAGGAAUAGCCACGCCAUGGAUGCUUUUGCGUCAGGGGAAGCAGUUAUCAUGGACCUUGGUAUCUUUAACAUCAUUCGGGAUCAAUGGCGUCAUAGUCCGGCUGCGGCAAGGCGAACCUCUGCUUAUAUGCCCUCCGACCAGACGGCUACUUUUCUUCGAGAACGCUUUGGACUGCAGGUCAACUCCGAGGGACGCCUCGAGAGGGUAACGACAUGAUUCGUUGUACUCUUUUUUAUCUUGUACGUAUUGACCUUGGAUUCUUACUGGCUGUAACAUGUGUAAAUAUUAUAUCAAUACAUAACCAAUCCUGAAUACUCUUGACGUUCC
This is a messenger RNA of Aspergillus caelatus, 1253 nucleotides long. RefSeq names its product DSC4 family protein. The transcript is spliced from 2 exons. The record is from RefSeq and is a predicted model, not a curated record. Gene Ontology annotation, cellular component: Dsc E3 ubiquitin ligase complex. Gene Ontology annotation, biological process: protein processing; SREBP signaling pathway. Bases 153 to 1142 code for a protein of 329 amino acids. NCBI's taxonomy places the organism in Eukaryota, Fungi, Ascomycota, Eurotiomycetes, Eurotiales, Aspergillaceae.